AUGGGGAAAUUAAUCCGUCUCGAGCUGUUCAAUUUCAAGUCCUACAAAGGACACCACACCCUCCUCUUCGGCGAUUCAUACUUCACAUCCAUCAUCGGACCCAAUGGAUCAGGAAAAUCCAAUUCCAUGGACGCGAUCUCCUUCGUCCUUGGAAUCAAGUCUUCGCAGCUCCGCUCGUCUCAUCUGAAAGAACUCGUUUACCGCGGCCGGGUCAUGAAGACAAGCAAGAUCAAUGAUGACGGAUCAGUUCUCGAGCCGGCCACCAACGGUACCACCAACGGACACGCCAACGAGGACGAGGAUACAUCGCAGAGAAGCUCCCGUAACGACCCGAAGACUGCAUGGGUGAUGGCCGUCUACGAGGACGAUGCAGGUGACGAGCAAAAGUGGAAGCGUACUAUCUCGCCCCAGGGGACUAGCACAUAUCACAUCAACGAUCGUGGUGUCACAGCGCAGCAAUACAACGAGGCUUUGGAGACCGAGAAUAUCCUCAUCAAAGCGCGCAAUUUCCUAGUCUUUCAAGGAGACGUUGAAGCGAUCGCGUCGCAAUCUGCGCAAGACUUAACACGCCUGAUCGAGCAAAUCUCGGGUAGCUUGGAGUACAAGACAGAAUAUGACAAGCUCCAGGCGGAGGCGGAGCAAGCCACGGAGAAUCAGAACUUCCAACUCCACAGGCGACGUGGCAUCAACUCCGAGAUCAAGCAGUACCAGGAACAAAAGAAAGAGGCCGAGAGUUUCCAGAGAAAGACUGAGGAGCGCGACGAAGCCAUCGUGACACAUAUCCUCUGGAAGCUGUACAACUUUCAGAAGGUCAUGGAUGAGUCCAGCGCACAAAUACAGGAGCACCAACAGAACCUGAUUGAAUUUCGCCGGAAUGUUGAGGCUUUCGAGAAGAAACUCGAGGCAGCCCGAAAAGAAUACACGACGGUGGGCAGAGAAGUGAGCAAGAUCGAGAGGAACAUCCGUGAGAAAGAAAGGGAGAUCGAGGAGAGAGAGAAUGGCCUCGUCCCGAUCAACGAGAAGGUGGCUCAGAGUACCAAUGACAUCGAGAGGUUGAAGAGGCGUGCCGAAGCUGUGAGCAAGGAGCGCGACGACCAAGCCAAAGCUAUCCAAAAGGCUAAAAAGGACCUGGCGACUGUCGAGAAAGCUCAGCAGGAGUUCGACAGGCAGUGGCAGGAGACCAUCAAGAAGCAAGGCAAGCAACUCACGGAUGCAGACCGCAGGGAAUAUAACAAUCUGCGGGCUCAGGUCAUGGCAAAGUCGUCACAGAAUCAGGCCCAGCUUGACAGUCUCAUCCGCCAACUAAAAGGUGACGAAGUCACGGUCAACAGUCUCAAAGGCAAAGUCGACACUUUCCAAGCCACAGUUGAGAAGCUCAACGGCGAGCUCGAGACUAUCCGAGAACGCAAGGAGGCCACCCAGGAGCUUGUACGGCAGAUCUCAUCUGAACUGGAGGACAACAAGAAGGAGCACAAUAACCUGGUCUCUGAGAGAGUCAGGAUCAACAACUCCAAGACUGAGCUGGACGAAAAGAUGCACGAUCUCGGAAGGAAGAUCGAAGAGGCCGAGGGCGGCAAAGCGGAAAGCGACCGAGAGAAGAGGACCAAGGAAAUGGUCCAGAGCCUCAAACGCAUGAAUUCGGGAGUGCGUGGAAGAAUCGGCGACCUCUGCAAGCCCAAGCAGAAGAAGUUCGAUGAGGCUGUCAUCACUGCACUUGGUCGUGACUUUGACUCUGUUGUCGUGGACACGGAGAAGGUCGGUCUCGAUUGUGUUGAGUAUCUCAAGCAGCAGCGCUAUCCUCCCAUGACCUUCAUUCCGCUGGACAACAUCAAGACGAACGCCCCAAACUCAGCUGUCAAAGGCAUACCCGGAGCGCGACUCACAAUCGAGACGAUCGAUUUCGACCAGUCACUUGAACGUGCCAUGACGUACGCUUGUGGCAGUUCCAUUGUGUGCGACACUUUGGACAUUGCCAAGGAGGUCUGCUAUAAGAGGCGAAUCCCCGUUAAAGCCGUGACUCUGGAGGGCUAUGUGAUUCACAAGGCUGGUUUGAUGACUGGCGGUCGGUUGCCAGAGCGUAAGGGCGGGAAGCGACAGUUUCAAGAGCACGACGUCCAGAAUCUGCGGAAGCAGCUCGAGAAGUAUCGUGAGACGUAUUUCUCACUGCCACGGCCGGACAGGACUAAGGAAGAGACCCUGAGGCAAAGCCUCGCAAGCCUCGAGCAACGGCUAAAGGCAGCCCGUGGCGAGCUGCAGGCCUUUGAAAGGAAUGAAGCGAGCAAGAAGAAGGAACUGCAACAUGAAGAGAGACAACUUGAUGAAUGGGAACCGAAGUAUGAGGAGAAGAGCGGCGAACUUGAAGCAACGCGCAAGGCAGUCGAUAAGUUCGAAAGCGCCAUUGCAGCAGUGCAAGACAAGAUAUUCGCCGACUUCUGCAAGAGACUUGGAUAUGCAGAUAUCCGCACAUACGAGGCACUGCAAGGCAGCCUGGAACAGGAAGCGUCUAAGAAACGAAACGGGUUUGAGGUGCAGAAGCAGAAGCUGAAGAGUAUGUUGACACUGGAGUCAUCUCGGCACGAUGAGACCCAGCGACGUCUGCAGCUGAUCAAGUCAAGUCUCGAGCGGCUGGAGGCCGACAUUGAGGCAUACGAACAAGAAAAGGCAGCCAUCGAGGAGACAUUAGGCGCACACCAGGAUGAGCUGGAGGCGCUCAAAGAGAGCCUAGACGAGGUGAAAGAGAAGCAGAGCAAGAAGGUGGACAAGGUGAACGAGGCCAAACAAGAAGUACAGAAACGGAGCAGGGACAUCGAGGCGCGGCUGAAGGCAAUCAGCGCCCUGGAGGCUGAAAUCCAGAAGAACAGCUCAAGCAAGUUCGCGCUUCUCAGGCGCUGUAAGCUGGAGCAAGUGCAAAUUCCUUUGGCAGAGGGCUCACUCGACGACUUGCCAAAUGAGGACCAGCUUCUGCGUCAAGAUCCGGAUGCAAUGGAUAUUGACGAAGGUGACGAAGCUGAUAUGGAAGCCGCCCUGGACGACUAUGGCGUCGAAGUCGAUUUCGACAGCUUGGAUGACGAGCUCAAGAUUACGGAUGAAGACGUGGAGGAGAAGCUUCAAGAAAAGAUCAGCUCCCUCACGGCCGAACUGGAGAAGCUGAAUCCGAACAUGCGCGCCAUCGAACGCCUGGAAAGCGUCGAGAACCGGCUCAAGGCGACCGAGCAGGACUUCGAGAACUCGCGCACUGCUCUCAAAGAAGCUCGCGACGCGUUCAACACCGUAAAGGCGAAGCGGUUCGAGCUCUUCAACAAGGCCUUCGAGCAUAUCAAGGAGCAGAUCGUCGCGGUUUACAAGGAUCUCACCCGAUCGGAGGCGUUUCCCAUCGGUGGCCACGCAUACCUCGACAUUGAGGACGACACUGACACGCCGUACCUGUCGGGUAUCAAAUACCACGCCAUGCCACCAUUGAAGCGUUUCCGAGACAUGGAACACCUUUCUGGUGGUGAGAAGACCAUUGCGGCCCUGGCGCUUCUUUUCGCCGUCCACAGCUACCAGCCCAGCCCGUUCUUCGUGCUGGAUGAGGUGGAUGCUGCGCUGGACAAUGCGAAUGUAGAGAAGAUCAAGAAGUACAUUCGGGAGCAUGCUGGCCCGGGCAUGCAAUUUAUCGUUAUUUCGCUCAAGACAGGCUUGUUCCAAGACAGCGAGAGCCUCAUCGGGGUUUACCGAGAUCAGGAGGUCAACAGCUCCAAAACUCUGACCUUGGACCUUCGGAAAUAUGCCUGA
This is a messenger RNA of Diaporthe citri, 3774 nucleotides long. RefSeq lists its product as uncharacterized. Gene Ontology annotation, biological process: sister chromatid cohesion. Gene Ontology annotation, cellular component: chromosome; nucleus; cohesin complex. NCBI's taxonomy places the organism in Eukaryota, Fungi, Ascomycota, Sordariomycetes, Diaporthales, Diaporthaceae. The record is from RefSeq and is a predicted model, not a curated record. The transcript is spliced from 5 exons. Gene Ontology annotation, molecular function: ATP hydrolysis activity; protein binding; DNA binding. The coding region runs from base 1 to 3774 and encodes 1257 amino acids.